AUGAUUUGAUUUGUGCAGAAGUCAGAAUGGAACCACCAGAUAGCAUUACAUCGAGACAGAGUCAUGGGUCUGAAGUGGAGUAUCUCAUCAGAGACUCGUGUGAUUUCAUUGGUUCGUCUGAAAUAUUCUGUGCUGUUUUGCGUUGAGUGCUACAUCAGUUUUUAAACUGCUAGUAUACGUAACGCAAGUGUUAUAAUAUUCUCAGCUUUCACAAUGAAGUUUAAAUAACAGAAACUACCCCCCACUCCACUCCACGUUGUAGAUAGCUACACUCAUGUGUUCAGUUUUCAGUUCCAAGAGUGAAAUAUUUCCUGCAAGAUGUAUGCAAAACUGUGAUAUUCUUACCUUUUAUGUCACUGUGCUCUUAUUUUAGAUGACUCACUAUCUGAAAAACUCUCCUCUUCAUAUGGAGCAGUUGACCCAUUGAGACGGAGCAACACAAUUAUCACAAUGGGUGAGUUUGAUCAGUUCUCAGCCCACACCGUGUGUCCCUUCUGCAAAGAGGAGACAGAGACUGUACUAAGGCACCACACUGGGUCUGCCACUUUCAAGUGCUUCAUACUUCUGGUGUUGCUUACCUGUGGACUGUUGGCCUGCCUCCCAUUUCUACUGAAAGAUUUCAAGGACGUUGACCAUGUGUGCCAGCACUGCGGCAAGAUUAUUGCCACCUACAAGAGAAACUUUAUUAGUAGAUAAAAUCAUGUGGUGUGUGUCACUCUUCUCUCAACUAAACUAAAUUUUUGUUUUUGGUAGUGGAUCUAUUGCUAUUGAGAAAGGUCUUUGAUCCAAUGUCAGUGAGUGAGGAAUCAAACCCUCAGUCAGGACACUGUCAAUUGCAGCCAU
This is a messenger RNA of Geodia barretti, 843 nucleotides long. NCBI's taxonomy places the organism in Eukaryota, Metazoa, Porifera, Demospongiae, Tetractinellida, Geodiidae. The record is from the annotation of a GenBank genome assembly.